This is a messenger RNA of Ochlerotatus camptorhynchus, 1600 nucleotides long. RefSeq names its product Protein-serine O-palmitoleoyltransferase por (gene por). The transcript is spliced from 7 exons. The coding region runs from base 75 to 1538 and encodes 487 amino acids. Gene Ontology annotation, molecular function: palmitoleoyltransferase activity; Wnt-protein binding. The record is from RefSeq and is a predicted model, not a curated record. Gene Ontology annotation, cellular component: membrane; endoplasmic reticulum. Gene Ontology annotation, biological process: Wnt protein secretion; lipid modification; protein palmitoylation. Lineage: Eukaryota; Metazoa; Arthropoda; Insecta; Diptera; Culicidae.
AACAUUAACCGUGCAUUAAUCAAUGCGUGACCAAAAAAUUGAGUAUUAAUAUUCAACGGUAUUUCUUAAUAAAAAUGUCAGAGUAUCUCUAUAAUGUUUACGAUGAAAAUGAUGACUUAUACGACACAUAUGAUGACUACAGUUACAGAGAUGUUGCAAAUUAUGAAAGUGCCGGUUGGAAAGAGAUGUAUACAAACUGCAUUGUUCCUUCAUUCUUCCAAAUAUCAUUUUAUAUGUUGCCAUUUGUCGUUGUAAACAUUGGUCUGUGUUUCAUUAGCAAAAUCCAAGCACGUUACUUUCCAUCGCAUCAUAAUAUUACACAUGCUUUUAGCUUCGGAUGUGGUUUAUGUUUGAUGCAUAACACUUUAGAACAUGGACACUCUUACCUACUUCAAUUAUUUGUGUCUGUUUAUUUGUUGAUCAAGGUAUCGUUCAUUGAACAAAAACUACUGAGAUUCGAUUUUAUUAUUAGUCUUUAUGCUAUGAUGUACUUAAUAAUAUGUGAAAUUUUGGAGAAAGACCCUAAAGUAUGGCAUCAUGUACGAGGCGUUUUAAUGAUUGCAGUUAUGAAAUCUAUUUCAUUAGCAAUCGAUAUAAAAGUCAACCGAUCACUUAGAGAUCAAUUUUCUAUAAUAUCAUUUCUUGGUUAUAUGUGUUGCCCAGCCAACUGCAUUUUUGGACCUUGGACGUCCUUCACCGAGUACCUGAAUAGUUUAACAAGGGCCAGAAGUAGAUUCAAACUGAAUUUCAAAUACCUUGCGCAGAUAAUAGUAAAUAUUAUGCUUUCUAUCCUAUGUUUACUGUUCUCAAAUUGCGCUGAUACUACGGUUAAUCUAGAGCAUUCAUGGAAAUGGAUAGUCGCAUAUGGCACUGCAUUUUCAUUUCGAAUGAGCCAUUAUUUUAUAUCAUUUUUAUCACAAGCUACAAUGGUCUCGGCAGGAUUGGCAACAAAUGAUCAAGAGUCAAUUAGAUCAUUAAAUGUCAAGCAUACGCGAUAUUUUGGAUAUACGGUUGUAAGACCAUGGAGCAUCGAAUUUCCCAGAUCACUCGUGUAUGUUGUAGUAGCAUGGAAUGUACCAAUACAUAAUUUUUUGAAGCAAUACAUCUUCCGGGCGUUGAAACCCCAUGGUACGUUUGCAGCAGUUUUCCUAACGUAUGUGACGUCAUCAUUACUUCAUGGCUUAAACUUCCAAUUGUGGGCCACUUUACUAACAAUAGGUGUGUGGAGCUAUGUGGAAUUCAAUGUUCGGAACAAACUAUCUCAAAUAUUUUCAGCGUGUGUUUUAGUUAACAAGUGUUCAGUGCCAUGUACAAAGCAUCAGUUAAGCCAAAACAAAGCAAUGACCAUUUUUAUUAAUAGCAUAUUUUUUAUAUUGUGCGUUAUAAAUUUGACAUAUUUGGGAGCUAUAUUUGAUGCUAACUCUCAAUUACAAACAGAAGGAUACUCAUUCAAGCACACGCUGGAGAAAUGGCAUAGACUCGACUAUGUUUCCCAUUGGUUGUUGAUUCUGGGGUACUUAUUCAAUUGGAUAAUUUGAAUCUCAGGAUUUGUUACGUCGGGACCUCGCACGCUCGCACCGGUCCACUUUGUCGCUUUCCC